AUGAUGAUGGCCAUGAUUUUCUUUAUUACAUUAUUAAAUUUUAAGCUUAUUUUACUAUGUUUUGCUUCUUGUACUAUCCCUCUAUCGGAACGUUUAGCCGACUCUCGUCCCAAUAUUGUAUUGAUAAUGGCCGAUGAUAUGGGUUGGGGUGACGUGGGUGCAAAUUGGCCUAAUACACGUGAUACUCCAUUUCUUGAUUAUUUAGCUUCGAUAAGUAUGCGUUUACCAGAUUAUCAUAGUGGAGCAUCAGUUUGUAGUGUUAGUCGAGCAGCUCUAUUAACCGGACGAUUAACUCCACGUACUGGUGUAUGGCAAAAUUUUGCAUCAACUGCUCUUGGAGGAUUACCUACUAAUGAAACGAUCAUUUCGGAACUUUUAAAAACAGUUGGUUAUGCAACUGCAAUACAUGGUAAAUGGCAUCUCGGACAUCAGCCUCCUUUUCAUCCUUCAUAUAGAGGAUUCGAUGAAUACGUUGGUAUUCCAUAUAGUAUUGACAUGGGUUGUACAGAUAAUCCUGGAUUUAAUUAUCCACCUGUCAAAGCUUGUCCUAAAGAUCCACCACUCUUCUUUGAACAAAAACAUGAACAUGCUGAUGAUGUAAAAAAUGUUAUUGAAGCUGAUUUAACAGUUGGUAUUCCACUCUAUCAAUGUCUUACACCUCAUUGUCCUGAUAAUAAUUGUAAUAAAGAAAUUAUUGAACAGCCAGUCAAUCUUUCAACUUUGACACAAUCUUAUAUUGAUAAUGAUCGACGAUUUAUUCGACGAAGUAUAGAAGCAAACAAACCAUUUUUUCUAUAUUUACCUUUAUCACACAUGCAUGUGCCACAUGAUUAUGCACAGCAAUUUAAAAAUACAAGUAUUUUACCAAGUAUUUAUGGCGUACCAAAUAUUUAUGGUGAUACAUUACGAGAAUUAGAUUAUCAUGUCAAUCAAACCUAUCAACUGUUACAAAAUUUAGGUAUUUUAAAUCAAACAUUGCUGAUAUUCACUAGUGAUAAUGGACCCUGGUCUUCAAAAUGUGAUUUAGCAGGAAAUCAAGGACCGUUCACUGGUAUUUGGCAACAGUUGCCAUUCUCUUCUGGCGGUGGAGGAGGUGGAGGUACAGCAAAGUUCACAACAUGGGAGGCAGGACAUCGUAUUCCAUUUAUUGCACAUUGGCCAGGUAUGAUUAAAGGAGGUACCAUCUCUAAUGCUAUUGGGUCACAUUUGGACUUGAUGCCAACUAUCGCUAAUCUUGCUGGUUUUACUUUACCAUUAAAUCGUAGUUUUGAUGGAACUGAUCUUAGUCCAGUGCUUUUUGAUGGUUCUAAUCAAGGCCAUGAAUAUCUAUUUCAUCCAGAUAUGUUAGGUCAUCUUUCAGCAGUUCGUUACAAUCAAUAUAAAGCUUAUUAUACGACAUAUCCUGCGAUUGAUGGUGCGUGUGGUGGUAAAGAAGGCAUGAUCAUGCAUCAUAAACCGCCACUUAUUUUUGAUCUUAGUCGUGAUUUAGCUGAAUCAACUCCGAUCAUAGUUUCACAAUCAGUAUACGAUGCAAUUGAUCAAGCAUUACAUGAAAAAUUAAAUGAUAUUGCCUCAACACCGCACACACAAGCAGAUUAUCGAAUAGGAGGACUAGAUGCACGUGCUUGUUGUGAUGCAGGGCAUAUUGUUUGCCGUUGUACGGAUUGA
Messenger RNA from Adineta steineri, 1668 nucleotides. The record is from the annotation of a GenBank genome assembly. Lineage: Eukaryota; Metazoa; Rotifera; Eurotatoria; Adinetida; Adinetidae.